AUGUCUCGUGUCGACGAUGACGACGGGCCGGACCCGCAGACAAUGCUCGCGCGCAUACAGUCGCUGGAGAAUCGAGCGUCCAUGUUGCAUGAAGAGAAUGUUGCCGUCUUUGAGACCAACAAAGAGCUCUACAAGAGAAUCCAAGAGCUCAACUCUAGCUUGAUUGCAUCCGAGAGUCUAGUCGAGAGACUGCUCAACUCCAGUAAAGAGGACUCUGACGAUAAUGCAAUCGACGAGCGGCAAGACCGUCAUCGCCCGCCUCCAAUAAUCACCUCAUCAACUCGCGUACACAGCCGUCAUCACCACUCCCGCCACCAAGACGGCUACGACUCCCAUAGACACCAUUCCCCACUGUCUCCCGACGCCCCUCCAUCUCUCUCUACUCCGUUCCGACCUGCUAGAAUGGGCAGUUCUGGAAGCGUCACCAGCAGACUCAACCGAUUUGAGAUCUUGCUGGACGAAUUCUGCUCCGAAUUUGACGCAUCAGACGACGAUUCGACCAGCAGUAUACGAAGUGUAGGCGGCGCUCGUUUUUCGAUCCACCUCGACAACCGUUCUCAAUCGCGGCCAGGACAGCGACUACAGAAAUCACGAACGCUCAGCCCACCCAACGUACUUCGUGAGAUCGGACAGCAGCACGGACCGACUUCGCCCCACGAAGUCCGCAAGAUUAAGCGGAAUAUGAGCAGUCGUCUGCGGUCACCAGGCUGUCUUGAACUCUCACUGAGUGCGGCGCUCGACCAGUCUUUCGCGGCGACCGCGCCUAGUUCUGAUUCUGCACGAACUAUACAGCAGCGACGGGCCGAUUCGCGUCGUCGACGAAGCCGAUAUGUCUCGGAGAAGAGACUGCUUCCAGUGGCCCCCGCCGAGCCGCGCACACCACGCACUCCACAGACUGCUAUGUUCACUGAUGCUUAUCGGCAUAGAGGAGAAUUUUCUCCGGAUUACCAGUACGACUACAGUGAUUCGUAUUUCGGGGGGAUCCAUCACCGCCGCGAAUCAUCCAUGUAUUCUAGCGAGCAUGAGAAGAACAGAUCGAUCGCGGCGGUCUUGGAGUCUUGCGCUACAGAGUCUAUUUCUACAUUUCUCGAGACAGAACGCCAUGACAUGCCGCCGAUGACCACAUUCAGCGACAAUGACGCAGACACACAUGAUUCGUUUACAGAAAGGCCCCGCAAUCAUAUGAUUGAGCAGCAGUCUUUGGAAGAGCAGCGUCAAGAGCUAUUGCGCAAAUACAAUUUCACCUCAGACGAGGAUUUUUACAAGGAUUUGCGACUUCCAUACCAGUCGCGUGGCGCCACGACCCCGAUGCAAAAGAUGAAAUCGACCGAGUUUGGCUCGCCUCAGCAGCAGCGAAAUCUUCGUGCGGGGAAAUCGAUGCCUGCGCUGAGAAGGCAGACGUCUGCUUUGACUUUGCUCUCAAAGGAAGGAAUGAGCCCACCGUUUGCAAUCCCGACUAGCGUCGCGUCAACUUCGUUGAGCAAGUCACCGGAAGAGACAUCGGCUUUGCUCGAGGCAUCUCCUGCUACGGGAUUACUGUGUAAAUUGCCCUCAAAUGCUGCUACAGAGUCUCGGUCGGUAUCGGCUGCGAUGCUAGAGUCGAUGAAGAAGUACAACGACAAACAGCUACAGAAAACUGUGUCUUCGUCUUUAAAAUCCGCGCAGCUGGUUGAGCGAGAUGGCAUCUUGAGGUCCGUGGUAGGAUCGCGUCCACAAGAGACCAGCGAGGAUGGACCUCCGAAUGCGUGGUCUACCCCAAGGCGUCCUUUGAGAAGCGUAUCUUCUUACAUCUGGGAUGCAAUCUGGCGAGUUCCUAGUCCAGGAGAGCAGAAGCGACGGAAGGUGCGCAGGGUGCGAUCUCAGUUUGAUCAGAUUGGGCGGCCACCUGUGCCACCUCUGCCGACCGGCGAUCCUGAGACACUUGCCAACCGGAUCGAGAGCUUGACUGUUGCAGCGGCUGAGAGAUCAGCGUCUGUGUCGUAUACGCCUUCAGAAGUGAAGUCUGAAGAGGUUUUCGAUGAAAGCAGAUCGGAACGUGCUGUGGAGGCUGAGUCUUCGGAGCGUGAAAUCCAACAAGAAGAAGCCGAAGCAGCGGAUCCAUCUGAUGAAACAUCUAUCUACGAGCACGAAUCGGAGCCCAUUGAUCAUUUUGAUCAUCCCGUCAGUCCUAGAUCACCUGCCCGGACUUGUGAGGAAGAGAUAGCCGAGCCUGAAGUGGAUCUAGCUCCCGCUGAAGAAGAGCACUGGGAUAUUGAGGAUUCUCAAAAAGCGCCAGAUGAAGCAGACGAGAUACCAAAUGUCACGCAACAAUGCGACAGCGAUGUGACCGAAGGAACUAUAAGCGCUGCAUACUCAUUCGGUUUCAGUGCAGGCGAGGAGACGAGUACUUGCACGUCGCCGACGGUGUCAGAUGCAGGGUUUGACGCAAACAAGUCCGCAUCAGCACGUCCGUCGCUGUCUAAGCGUGCCUCCUGGAUGCUGUUCCCCUCUGUGUUGUCACCUACUACAGAGUCUCCUACCUCCGAAGUCCCAGUACCUGCGGUUGAUGAAAGUAAAGUCUCUCAUAUCUUUGGAUGGAGAAACCCUUUCAAGAAGCGGGUGAUUUCGGAGGACUAUAUUUCAUUCCCGACGUUUUCUGGCAGCGCAAGCAGCCAUAAUGGCAGCAUCAGGUUCAAAGCCGGCACGACGCCCACCAUCUCUCCCGCGACGAGCACUCCACCUUCGUCGGUGGGCAUGCUCUCGCAGCACGGCGCAUGGUCUAGUUUCGGCAGCAUCACGAACGUAGCCUUGUCUGCCAACAAGCUAUGCAAUCCGCACUCGAUCAUCGACGAGCUGAACGCCUACCGCGCGCAUGUGUCUAAUCAAAGAGCUUCCACAAUCAACAAUACUCAAGACGGCGUCGAAUGCACGACGAUCGACGAACGGGCACUUCAGGAAGCGCUGAGCAGUCAGGAGUUCCAGUACACAUAA
Myxozyma melibiosi is the source of this 2970-nucleotide messenger RNA. RefSeq lists its product as uncharacterized. The record is from RefSeq and is a predicted model, not a curated record. Lineage: Eukaryota; Fungi; Ascomycota; Lipomycetes; Lipomycetales; Lipomycetaceae. The transcript is spliced from 2 exons. The coding region runs from base 1 to 2970 and encodes 989 amino acids.